AUGCCAAUAUGUUCUUUUGAGUUACGUGCUACUACAUCCAUGACUAUGUUCUACAAAAAUCUCUUUCGUGUCGUCUCUACUGACAAUGGCGAUGGUUAUCCAAAACUUGUUUAUGUUUUUAAUAAUUCCUUACCAGGUCCUGUUCUAAAUGUUUAUCAAAAUCAAAUAGUGCGUAUACGAAUUUUUAACGAUUUUGCAUCAGAAUCAUUGAGUGUUCAUUUUCACGGUAUACGACAAUUGAAUACACCGGAAAGUGACGGUAUUGGACGAUUAACACAAUUAUCAAUUUUACCUGGUUCUAGUUUUCUACAUGAAUUUCGAGCAAUUGACCUUGGCACUUUCUGGUAUCAUUCUCAUGUACAUUCGCAAACGGCGAUGGGUCUCAUGGGUGGUUUCAUUGUUCAUCCAAGAACAAUGCCUGAUAAACAAGUAUUAGGUACAAUCGAUUUUUUUCAAGCAGUUGACGGAUCAAGAGCUGCCGAAGCUCUUGUUACCUCAAUUUUAGUCAAUGGUCGGGGUCAAUAUAUUGAUCCACGUAAUGAAACGAAAGGUUUAAGCACGACACCACUGGAAUAUUUGAAAACUGAUUCCGUCGAAAAUAAUUCUAUUUAUCGUCUUCGUUUAAUCAAUGGUGGAAGUGUUUUCUCCCUAAAAUUUUUCAUAGAUAAACAUCUAUUGCAAGUAAUUGCUUCCGAUGGUUUACCAUUUGCACAACCAAUGAUCGUUGAGCAACUGAUCAUUGGUCUUGGUGAACGAUAUGAUGUCAUAAUUGGCAAUCUAUCCAAAAUAGAUACUAAUAUUAAUUAUUGGGUUCGUGUUGAUACGAUGGAUAAGAAUAAUAAUGUAAGAUGGCAUGGUCGAGCUAUCUUACAGUAUGCAAAAACGAAUGAAAUGCCAACGAGUGAACGACAAAACUGUAGUGUAUCUCAACCAUGUCGAAUUUUGAACUGCCCUUUUAGUCAAUACGGCCCCAACGAAAAUAGCAAAGGAUCCUCUUUUAUCUGUUUGACUCCACUAAAUUUCAGCACACAUGACGAUUAUCUCGAUCAUGAUUUACUCCAUCAAACAAUUCCAAUUAAUAUUAAGCAAACAUUAUCAUUAACCAUGGUUGAACAUCAGAACGAUCGAGCUGGUUUUGAAUCUUUCAAUUAUAUCGGAAUGAAAUAUCCAUCGAUGACAGAACCAAUUCUUUUCAAGCCUCGGCAAGCUAGAGAACUGCUUUCUUGUUCAAAUCAAUCGUUAGACGGGGACUCCGGUGAAAAAUGUUAUCAUAAUAUUGUCGCUCAGUACAAUGAUAUCAUCGAAAUACUUCUUGUCAAUCAUGAUGACGAUCAGCAUCCCAUUCAUUUGCAUGGCUCUUAUUUUCAUAUUGUCGAACAAGGUCUUGCUCAGUUGAAUCAAACGACAGGAGAAUUCAUUGCUAAUAAUGCAAAUGUCAUAUGCAAUGAACAUGCUAUAUGUAUAUACAAUCAAACCAGUGCAAACUCUACAACAAAUAACAUGCGUCUUGUUAAAGAUACGGUGCAAUUACCUAAAGGAGGAUACAUGAGAAUACGCUUUCGCGCGCAAAAUCCUGGUGUUUGGCUUCUUCAUUGUCAUACAGAACCGCAUCUCGACCGUGGCAUGGCUAUUGUAUUUCAUAUUGCCGAAGAUCGAAUUCCAAUGGCAUUAUCAUCUUCGUCAUUUGUUCGAUGUAAUCAUAUUUCAAUUCUAUUCGAUAAUUUGAUUCUUUUCUUAUUUGUAUAA
Messenger RNA from Adineta steineri, 1746 nucleotides. The record is from the annotation of a GenBank genome assembly. NCBI's taxonomy places the organism in Eukaryota, Metazoa, Rotifera, Eurotatoria, Adinetida, Adinetidae.